Molecule: messenger RNA, 2466 nt
Organism: Petromyzon marinus (sea lamprey)
Lineage: Eukaryota; Metazoa; Chordata; Hyperoartia; Petromyzontiformes; Petromyzontidae
Source: RefSeq, a predicted model, not a curated record
AUGACCGUGUUAGGGACGGUGACCUUCUCUAACGUGACGGAGGACCGGUACGACGUGUACGUGGAGGCUCCACGUCACAUCCCCUACUCCGGGGUCGCAGUGUUCUCCAACCACAACUCGCAACUCACCAUUUUCCUUCAGCGGAUAGCGGUUGUGUACACUUGGAGUGUGCAAAUGACGACGUUCAAAGACGAGUACGUCAUCACGCUGGAAGCAGACUUCGAAACACACGUCCCGGAGCCCGUCGUGACGAUAGAACCCCGCGAGGUGAAGCUGGACGACCUGCUGCUGGGCGUGAUCGAACAGAUUGUGUUCAACAUCACCAAUCAUGGUCUCAUCAGGGCGGACAACGUGCAGCUGAUCCUUCCCAACCACCCCAGUCUUGUCUUUACCAAGAUCAUAGACACUAUUGGGAAUGUAGAAGCCAUGACGUCGGUACUCAUUCCAGUGAAUGUUUCAACCACAACCAGAAGUAAAAGGGCAACGAUGAUCACGUGUUACUCUGCUCAAAUGAUCUACUACUACGUAUGUGGUGAACUUCGUGAGCGCGUAGCUUUUGUUGCCUUCAUCGCAGAAGCAUCAGCAUGCACUCUGUGGAGUGACACUGGAGAUGUCUCAGUAGGCGUCUCAACAGGGGUGAUCUCAGGAGGGGCUUAUGCUGAUUUUUAUGGUCUAGGAGGAGGCUCGACGAGCGUGUCAAUGAACGCCUACGUGUCGACCCAAAUACCCUGCUGUGCAUUCGACUGGGGUUGUGAGAAAGCCCUGUACCAGUGCACAAAGAGCCUGUUCGGUUUAGCGACACAUUUGAAAGCGGACAAUAAAAACAGGAACAAACGGCAACUUCCUCAGAACUCCACCCAACAUAACCCGGUUGCAAAGAGGUCACUGUUGGGCAAAAUAUUGCCAGGCUUGGGAUGUCUGCUCGACGUGGCAUCGCUAGCGCAGAAGGACAAAAUCACAGUUCAAGACUCGGUGGAUGUGAUUAUCGGAUGUUCGUGCGAUCUCAUCCCCAUUCUCAAAGUGGGCUGCACGCUUUAUGACAUCGUCACGUCGUGUCUUCGAGACGCGCCAAAUAAAUGCCUCGGCUCCACCAGGAUGACAUGUGGGUCUGCUGUAGAGGAUAGCUUGGCCCAGCUGGCGGAUUCACUGAGGGCGAUGGAACGACAGUGGGAUUUAGCCGUCGAAGUGUUUGGCGAUAAAGAAUGGCUGAAUGUGCACGACGCCAAGUGGCUUAACUACGUCUUCAAGCCCAAGAUUGAUGACGGCAGCUCUGGAGGAAUUCUCAUCACGGACAUUGAACAUUCAGACAUUCUAGCUAUGCCUACCCCAGGAAAUGUGAGCCAGGCCAUGGUGGAGCAGUUCCUGCAGCGAUGGAACGACACCCACUCGCUGUGGGCUGCCGGCAUCACAGACUCGGCAAACCACUCCAACCUCAUCGACUACCAACGAUACAGCGAGCUCACUCGGGCUGUUGUCACAGACCUCAAGCUGGCAGAAGAGGCAGGGUACUCUUCCUUAGCGGAGAUGUUCCAAGUCGCCUACAAUGCCUUGGAGGAGAAGCCCGAGGAGAAGAAGGGAGUGUGCGCCGUGGUGCGCAUCAGAAUCGAUCAGAAGCUGACCCUGACCAGAGAGGCCGUGAAGGCGACGCUGGAAAUCACCAACCAGGAGGCUUCCCCUCUCGAAAGCAUCGAGGUGAAGAUCACCAUCAAGCGGCACGACAACAAGUCCGAGUCCAACCACCUCUUCUCCAUCGGCAACCCUGCGGUGUCAGGAGGUCUGAGCGGCGUGAGUGGAGACGGCCGGCUAGAGCCGGCGGCUUCAGGGAGUGCCGAGUGGCUCAUGGUCGCCUACAGCGAGGCCGCGCCCACGCGCGACACCCAGUACGACGUGUCUGGCCUCUUCUCCUACAUGCUGGGUGGAUCCUUGGUAGAGAUCCCCCUGUACCCUGAGACGAUCACCAUUGCUCCUGAUCCAAGACUCACCAUACAUUACUUCUUGGAGAGGUGCCCAUCUUGCUUACAUGUUUUUCUUACCACAAUUCCAUCCAAAUUGUUACUAUCCGGACAAUUGCAACCCUUCAUGUGUUAGAGAACGGCCCUAUAAGAGAUCCCCCUGUACCCUGAGACGAUCACCAUUGCUCCUGAUCCAAGACUCACCAUACAUUACUUCUUGGAGAGGUGCCCAUCUUGCUUACAUGUUUUUCUUACCACAAUUCCAUCCAAAUUGUUACUAUCCGGACAAUUGCAACCCUUCAUGUGUUAGAGAACGGCCCUUUAAGAAGUCGGAUAUCACAGAGCUACCUCUGAAAUCCCUUUAAGUUUCCUCUGGUUUCGGUAGCAGAGGCCACCACUUUCCAGUUCAAUCUGCCAUACGCUGUCGAUAUUUCUGUCUUUGACGGUCAAAUUGAUAUUUACAUGCCAGUUGGAUGUUUUAUGAAAAAAAAAUGCCGUUAGCUUCCCUUAAACC